Molecule: messenger RNA, 3999 nt
Organism: Nylanderia fulva
Lineage: Eukaryota; Metazoa; Arthropoda; Insecta; Hymenoptera; Formicidae
Biological process (GO): negative regulation of BMP signaling pathway
Cellular component (GO): cytoplasm; nucleus; transcription regulator complex
Molecular function (GO): RNA polymerase II cis-regulatory region sequence-specific DNA binding; DNA-binding transcription factor activity, RNA polymerase II-specific; SMAD binding
Source: RefSeq, a predicted model, not a curated record
AGGAGGUGGGGCGGCGGCGGGGCGAGAGGAGGGAGAUACAUUUCCCGGGAUACCGAUGACGGCGACUCGCGCGCAGUAAUAAUGGAGACAUUACUGCCCGGCAACACCGGUCAAUCGUACAGUCCCCAGUUGAAAAACGUCCUGAAGACUUAUCAGCUGUCAGCUGUUAAGAGUCUUCAGGGUCCGAGUUCGGCCCUGUUGGGCAUGGACUGUAAAGUCCUGCUGCAACACAGCAAUAACGAGCAGCAGCAACAUUCGACGACCUCGUGCUAUGGCUCGUGUGUCGCGUCUGGUCGUUCAGCAACGACCAAUUGCGGCCUGGACUCGCCCGGAGAGUCCGAGAAGAAAGAUGUCGUCGAGAAAGAGGCUCGUGAAACGUCAGCAACAGGUCAGCAACAGCAACGUCCAACGACACCCGUUCCUCCUCCCGUCUCCAGCAACAAGAUCUCACCGAGAUCGCUGGAGGACUCGGAUGAGGAUCGUCCAGCGGUGAUGGAAGGGCGUCUGAAGGGCAUCGAGAAGCGAGAGUUGGAAUUUCAGAUACCGAUACUGACAGCUCCCGAUCAGAGCUGUUCCGAGAGAUGCGAGACAAAUCUCGAGGGCGAGAGGAUCUCCUGUUUCGUGGUGGGCGGCGAAAGGAGGGUAUGUUUACCCCAGAUCCUGAACACGGUGCUGCAAGACUUCUCCCUGCCCCAGAUUAAUCAAGUGUGUGACGAGUUGCAGAUCUAUUGCUCUCGUUGCACUCGCGAUCAGCUGGAGGAACUCAAGCAAUCCACGAUUCUGCCUAAUAACGCCCCCUCUUGCGGUCUGAUUACCCAAACCGACGCCGAGAGGCUGGUCAGCGCUCUGCUGUUGCGUACGGAUUCCUGCGAUCCCGCCCAAAUCAGUCAGACCCAGGAUUGUUUCGAUAAGAAGACUUGUGGCAAGAACGAGGACGAGGAAACCAUCGUCAAGUUCAAAGUGUAUCAUGAAUGCUUCGGCAAGUCCAAGGGUAUCUUUAAUGCCGACCUGUUCGAAACGGACGAUUCCGUCUGCAUCCAGUGUGAGGACUGUCCCUAUCAGUUCUCACCCCAACGCUUCGUCCGACACGCUCACAAAUUUCUGGAGAAUCGUACCUGCCACUGGGGUUUCAAUUCUGCCAAUUGGCGAUCGUAUCUCUUGCUCUCUCGCACACAACCGGAUUACAGCAUCGCUCAUUCUAUUUGCGAACUGAAGAAGAGGCACCUCGUGCUAAGUUCCAAGCGAAAGCUAGAGCUGCGACCUGAACACGAGAGAUUAGCCAAACGCACAAAAAAAGACAUCGGGAAGGAUGAUUGCGCUGGAAUUUACAAUGGUAAUGGACUAGGGAUGUAUCAUCCUAUGUCUCAGAUAGCCACCGCAGCUGAUCCGUAUCUGCAGAUGCAGUGGGCUGCAGUUUGCGCAGAGUACAACAGAGGCGCGUCAGCUUUUCGGCCUUGGAAUGCCACACUCAACUGCAAACAUAGGGACAAUUCGUCGUUGCUACCUGCGUACCUCAGUCGAGGUCCACCUGUACUGCAACAUCCUGAACGAGUUAUCCCGCUUUCGGAGUGCGAGCGUUUCGAGCCGCACUUUCAGCCUAACGUGGCGUUAGCGCCUAUUACGACGACACCUCCUCAGAUAGGUCGGAUAUCGCCUCUCUCGUCCGUUCACCAACGACGGCAUCAUCAUCAUCACGAGCAUCAUCAUCGCCACCGUCACAGUUUACGUUCGACGAGUCCCAUGAGCGAGAAACAAGAACUGCUGUCGGCGGCCGAUGUCAAGCUGGAGAAAACAUCGUUGAGCCAAGACGCUGAACCUGUCGAUUCUUAUCCCGUGUACUACGUGCCCGAUGAAAUGAGUCGAAAGGAACCGGCGCUACCUGGAAAAAAAGAAAGGAGGGAAAAGGAAGGUGUAGAAGAGGAAGAGAGUAGCGCGGCAGUGACGUCGUCCACGGUGACAGUGGAGCCUCUUCCCCUGGCGACCUCCUCCGAGGUCGGUACCACCUCCUCGCCGUCCGAGAGCGACUCCGACUCGGACGGCACCGCGGCAGCCGAUCUUGAGGAGCAACUGAGAGCGCUCAACGUGCCGCAGGAUGUGAUAGAGCUGGCGCGUCGCGUGGCCUCGGAGAACGCUCAGCUGCGACGUCUUCGGCAAUUGGACGCGCAUGAGAUUUCAAAGCUACGCAGUCACAUGCACAAACUACAGCAGCAGCAACAGCAAUCCACCAUUGUCAUGGGAGUCAGUAAUGGCGAGUCGAGGGACAAGAAGGAGGACUCUUCGGCGAUGGUGCCGCGCGCCAGCGCGGCUGACAGCACCGAAGGUUGCAGCGAAGAGACCGAUCCCAUGGAGAAUUUGCCAUCGAAUCACGAAGAGUCCGAGUCUGCCAAUGUGCUAGUGACUAAAAACGAAUCGGAUCAGUGAUUAGGAUAACGCGUGCGAAAAUUAUUCGUUACGACAUACAACUGCUCAGCAAUCAUCACCGCCGCGAUUACGACGCUUAUCUCAAAUAAGCAUGCACUGAAUUUAGAGUUUACAUUAGAGUAUGUGUAAGUUUUUUGCGUAAGUAUAGAGCGUGUUUUCCAAGUAAUUUUUAUUUACCAAUUAGUGUGUUUUCUCAAUGAAAAAUGAAUUGAAAAAAGUCCUAAGUCCUCAUUUUCUUCUCCGCGACGCUCUUGAUGAAAAAAAGGAAUUUUUAAAUAAGAUCAUGUAGAAUGCAUCAAGGGAAUUUUAGUUGAUAAUUCUUCUUUUGUCUCGCGAAGGAAAAAAGACGAAAAAAAUAAUUCAGAACUUUUUAAUUCAUUUUUACGAGGAAAUAACGCCAUAUAACACUGGUAAGACGUGAAUUACGGAAGACUAUGUGUGUGUGGAUGUGUGUGUGUGUAUAUAUAUGUAGGUAUAUAUGUGUAUAAUAGUUCUAAACGAAACGAAAAAUUGUCUAGGUUAUGUGAUAUGCGACGAGCCUUUGAAUGUUAUCGCAGUUAAUUCGGACUUUUCAUUAGAUAAAAAACCUAAUAUAGACACACACAUACAACACACAUGCUAUCCAACUCAAACAUCAGCUUAUUGUUAGGUAGAGUCCCAUUUGUUGGCAAAAUUUAAACCAAUCGAUUACUAUCUAGGAAAAUGAUUUAACCUUCAUGUUUGUCAAUAAUUAUGCCUAUAGGUUCACUUUCUAUUUGUAUUAUAAUGACAGACAUGUUUUAUUUUCCUCUUUUAUUUUACAGAAAUAAGAGAGUUAGUGGUUUAAAAUGAAUGAUUUCUCCGAUGGAAGAUGUAGUAAAACGAGUUGGAUGGCCAUGUUAAAUAUAUACUUUCUAUCGAUCGAUUUUUUAAUUAAAGUCGAAUGUAAAUAUUGUAUUAUAACAAAACCUAGAGGAGAGUAGGGACAUUUAAGGGAUUAUACCGCGCCAAUUAAACUAUUACAUUUAAUAGAUAUUAUGACAAGAUAUUUCGUAUAUAUUAAUUAUAUAUAAAGUGUAAAGAGAUUUUUACGAGAUAAUAAUUUUGAUCCCUGAAUAUAUGGCAAGUAGAGAGGGGGGGGAGAGGAGAGAGAGAGAGAGAGAGAGAGAGAGAGAGAGAGAGUGUGAAUUUAGAUUGCUUUCCAUUUUCACAUCUUGGUAGUCAUUUAAAUUGCAUAAUGUAAAUACAUUGUGGCAUCAUAUAUACAUAUAUAUAUAUAUAUAUAUAUAUAUAUAUGUUUAUAAUAUAAUUAAUUACACUAUCAUGACGAAAUAAUGCUAAAGUACAAAAAACCUAGGUGCUAUAUUAUUAUUCUAGGCAGUACGCUGUAAGCAGAAACCUAGGUGUGUUCCAGCAGCUCGUACUACAUUGUAAUUUAUCCAGAACAUUAUAUACGUGUUACGAUGAAUCGAAUCGCUACGAUUACAAUCUUGUGAUUUGACGGUUUUUAUAUAUAAGAGAGAGUAGGAUCUGCUUUUUAAUUCGACGAAAAAAAGCUCGGUCCAAGCCUAAUAAUAAUGUCAAUAAAGGAAAAAAAGA